CGGUACUUGGUGCACAGUGACUUCUGUUCGGGUGCACCAUUGCUAACUGCGUCGUACGGAAACAGGGGAUAGCCGGGAACCGUUUCUUCUUGAGGAGGGAAGUUCGUCUUUGACGCUUGAGGCUGUGGAUAGUGUUUGUGAAAACAAGACGCGGGAGACAUGAAGACAAGAAGUAGCAAGGCGUAUGCUGAGGGGAAUCAAAAUUUGGUUCGGCCGCCGAUCCGAACAGUGAAGCGUAAGGCAAAAGUUCCAGUGGCUGGCGAGACCUCGGAUGACGAAUCCACUGGCAGUCCCCCCAAAAAUCCACGCAUUGAUGACGAAAGCAAGAACAAAAAAGAAGACAUGUUUGAAAUGGGGGACUUGGAACAUGAAGGAGGCACUAUAAUUGAUGACAAACAUGAAGAAAGUGAGAAUGACUUAAACAAAGAAGCAGAGCCAAUGAAUUACACAACCCAGGAUGAAGAAAAUGAAGGUCAAAUGGACCACAAAAACUUUGAUGAAGAAACUGACUUUUCGUAUUCACAAACAGGAAAUUCAUCAAAAUAUGUUAGUUUUGUUGAAAAGGGAAUGGAUAACUUGGACCAUAAAGAAGAUUUGACAUUUGCUGCCAAAAGACCUGCUAAUGUUGAGUGGACCUUCCAGGAACCUAGCAUCCAUCAAAGACCGGCGGCUAAAGGUCAUACUUAUAAACAUGAUAUGACAGACCGUGAUGAAGGAGGAGGUGCUUAUAGACAAUGGAGAAAAGAUGAAACUGUUGGACGAUAUUCUCACCAGAAUACUCACAAAACUUCUACAGAUAAAGCGUGGCAAAGUAACCAUUCCCCCAAGACACCCUAUGUUACUCAUAACUGGAUGGAUCUUGGCAGCAAGAAAAAUAGAGGGAAGAUCAGCCCAGAUGUUAAUAAGUCGGUGCCUGCCAACCAAAGCUUACAUCUACCAAGGAAGACUCAGAUUCCGGCAAAGAUCGAAGACACCUCGCGGAGUUCUUUCGUGUGGGUUCUCCUUUUUCUGCUGUUUGUUGUUAUUGUGGCCGUCUUCACGAAUCCUUUAAAGGUGAACCUGAGUAAGAGCGGAGUUGCAGGGAGUCACAUUGUGAAAGCUUUCCAGGAGCAGUUUAAAGUCCUGCAGUCUCUGUAUCCUACUCAGUCUGGGGAUCUGUGGAAAAGAAGUCGGAAGAUCUUAGAACUCCAUCUUCAGAAACUGAAUGAAAAUAAGCAGCCCGCCAUCAUUCUGUUGACUGCAGCCCGCGAUGCAGAAAAGACCCUUCUGUGUUUAAGUAGACAACUAGCAAAGGCUUAUUCCAACUCCCGUAACAGCAGCUACACUGUGAUCGCUGGCACACACCAAGACUUUCAGGACAGUGAAGAAGCCAAACAUUUAAUAGACGAUAAUCUGAGCUCAGCCUUCCAGUCUACAUCCAGUGCAGCUGUGCUCCACCGACUGGAACUGCUGCCUCCCGGUUCUCUCCUCAUUCUCUAUAAAUAUUGCGAUCAUGAAAAUGCUGCUUUUAAAAAUGUGGCACUGGUGCUUACGGUGCUGCUGGAAGAACCGCAAUUGGAGUCAGGAAUCGCACUCACAACUCUGGAGGAGAAAGUCAGAGAUUACCUGAACAAUAAAUUUCUUGGUAGUGGCCCAAGUGGCACCAAGUCUCAUAAAGAAAUGGACGUGGACAAGUUCGGUGGAGUGUGGAGCCGCAUUGCCCAUGUUGUGCUUCCUGUGCUACCAGAAAGCAAACCAUUGGGGCAAUGUGAGGAAGGAGGCCAUGAAGCAUGAACCUAUGACAACUUUAACCCUUGAAGACCCUUUAGCACUGCUAUUACUCUCGUUCUCAGAUCAGAUGCUUGCCUGUGGAAGGUACCUUUGAUCUUAUCAAAGAGGUUCCAUCCUAUGAUGCUUUAGAAGCAAUCUGCUAUCAUACUGUAAGUCUCUAAGCACAGAGAAUUAGUUAACCUUUUUUCACCCUUCCUCAAGAGGAGGUACAAGUAUCUUCAACUCUGACAAGAUUUUGGCAAAUUGGCAGCGGUUUAGUUUUAAUUGGCAUGGGAAUUUUUUUUUCUUGAGGAAUGCUUUUUCUUCUGUAUAGUAUUUUGUUUUGAACCUAUAUAUAUAAGGUACCAUUUUGUGUGAUCUAUGUAAGUCUUCCCAUGUUCUUAUCAAAAUAUGGCAGCCCAUUAGACCUCUAAACAAGCAGAGCCAUGAAGGAUCGCCUGGUAAUGUAGGGAGUCGUCGGAGUGCCAGAUAUUUUCUACCAAUAAGAACAAUUUAAAGAAGUACAUGGAACAGAAUAA
Molecule: messenger RNA, 2288 nt
Organism: Spea bombifrons (plains spadefoot toad)
Lineage: Eukaryota; Metazoa; Chordata; Amphibia; Anura; Pelobatidae
Product: torsin-1A-interacting protein 1-like
Exons: 15
Coding region: 160-1773 (537 amino acids)
Biological process (GO): membrane organization
Cellular component (GO): membrane
Molecular function (GO): ATPase activator activity
Source: RefSeq, a predicted model, not a curated record